CUUGUGCGCAUCACCCACGCGAAGCUCAAAUCCACCACACCCCCGCAGAGACAUGAACGCUUGCACAAGAAGGUGCUACUACAUAACCUCCUUUGCAAUCUCAAGGACGAGAUGGACAGGGGAGAGUAUCGCACUAGCAGACUAGAUGCACACAUACAUACAGAGCAGCACACGCGAAAGUCCCGUGGUAUUCGCUUCCACACAAAGGUCGAGAGGUUUAUAUCUCCGAAUAGAACUAGUAAUGGAGCUAUAGAUGCAGAUGCUCGGAUACGUCAACGUCAACAACUACAACCAUCUACAAGCGCCGAACCUAUUUUAUACGGAGAUAUGGAGGAUGACUUCGACGUUUCAUAUAACAAUGAUAUCUACGAUGGAAGUAUAUUAGGCAACGAUGUAGUAGGCAACGAUAUAUAUGAUAGAAGUAUACUAGACGACAGUGGCGAGUUAGAGCUCAUGGACGAUUUCAUGCCAGCGCCAGAUUAUUUUGAUGAAGGCCUCGGAGAGGAAGACACAUACGAGAAGGGAUGUGUCAUGAAUACGGAUACAAACGGUGAGGAAACACACAUGAACAUGAACAUACACGACUCACACAUGAGAACGAAUACCUGUAACGCAAAUUCGUACGAGCAGCUGUCUGCUGCAGGUGAAGAAGAGGGGUCUGGUACGCACCAGCAGGCAGAGAUUAUGCACCUGGGUUUGGGCGCUUUGCUCGACCAGGACGAUGUUGGGGACACAUACACAUCCGACUACAGAGAGGCUACUACAGAGUUAGAAGAUACGGCGCGUGCGCAGUAUUCGCGCGAUUUGGCUGAUACACAUAUGGUCGUGGUCGAGGAUGACAAUGAGAGUAUAAAUACAUAUACGAGUAUACACACAGAUACAUAUACAGAUACACAUACAGAGACACGACUUGGGCGUGUUGGGCACAGAGCAAGCGUCGCUUGGGAUGGAUCUGGCAGGAGGCCCAGGUCUAAAUCCGCUCCAGGUGACAGCACCCACUACAAGAUGCGAAACAACCACACCACACCAACCACCAAGAAGUCCAAUCUCUCGAGACUAUACCACGCACCUACAGUCACAACCACAAUGGAUGCAGCGAAUAACACCGCAGCAUCACAGGCUGACUCACCAGCACAGGGCCCGCCUGAAGCGCAAGGGAUACUAGGCGUGUGCAAUUGGAGUGCGCAUGAAGGCGUGAGAGGGGAUUCAGAAGAAGCUGAUUCGACCAUGUGCAUGGGUAAAUCCGUCAACAAGUUGGACUGCGGCGAGUUGGGCAAUGCGACCCAUUCCAGCGUUGUUGGUGUCAUUAGGGCGAGUAGAAGGUUGGGUAGUGGCCUGGCGAACGAGGUGCAGAGGCCCUCUGAGCUGAAUUUCCUCGAGAUUAGUCAGGAAAAAUACGACAAAAACGACAAAUACAACAAAUACGGUAAAUGGGCUGCGACCAGAGUACAGACGAAUAGUCGCCUACCUGAACAGCCACUGACUGAACAAUAUCACACCGCAUUGCUUAAACAACACCUUCUAGAUACACUUCCUCUGGGCAGUGUGGCCGGUGCAGAGGAACACGAGCAACAGAUCACAGCAAAACAUACUACUAUAGCGCAUGUGCCUACUAGUGCACACACACACAGCUCAUCUAUCACACGAACCCAGUCACAACUACCGGUAGAUGCGCAGACCAAAUCGUCUUUUUCUCGCACACGCACGACCAAAGUAACACAAGCUCGGAUAUACAGUCUGACUCGUUCAUCUACAGGAACUCAGUUUGCAGGUAGAGCGCAAGUUGCCAUAGCAACGCCCAGUGCGCGGGUUGGCAGGCUCACCAGGCCCAUUCGCACCACCACGAAUCGUGCUAGACACAGGUUGAAUGAGUGGUGUGUGCGCAAAGCCUGCAGAGAUCCUCGCAAGAACAACAGAGACAGGUAUAUGCGGAAUACAAACACACACAAGAGGUCUAUGUGUUGGAAGGAGGCUACAAGCACGCACAAACAUCUGCACCCCGAGGCGAGCCCUGAUCGUCAGCUGGCAUCUGCGUACACACAUGUGCAUAGCAUGGAGCACGCAGAGAAAUUGGCGGACGCUGACGCCAAGACGCAGGAUAACCGAGAUGGUGCGGAAAUAACAAAUGGGCCCGUGCUGUACGAUCGGUAUGGUGUGAAGAUUACAUCUGCGCGUGUCUGUGUGGGGUCUACCGCUGUGGCGUUGCGAGUGGUCUUUGAUACUAGCGCACAACGACGCCCCGAGUUAAACUAUACUCAGAUACUGUACACUUGAAGCGGUGUUGUGGAGCGGAAGGAGGGGGGGAGAAGGUGACCAUAGCUGAGGAAAGCACGAAACGUAGCAGAGCGUAGCCGAGAAACUAAUAGAUGA
Messenger RNA from Sphaeroforma arctica JP610, 2370 nucleotides. RefSeq lists its product as hypothetical. Lineage: Eukaryota; Ichthyosporea; Ichthyophonida. The annotation marks the transcript as partial. The transcript has a single exon. The record is from RefSeq and is a predicted model, not a curated record.